AUGCUUUCCCAUAAUGCUUUAAGGGCCUUUGAUUGUUCAAAGGUGAUUAUUUCACGAAGAUGUCUAACCUCUUCAACAUCGAUAUACCAACAAAGCAGCGUUCACUUACAAGAAACAGAUGAUGGACAUUCAGGAAAUAGAGAAAAGCACGUCUCACCGUUUGAAAGGGUACAAAAUUUGGCUGCUGAUUUGAAGAACGAGUUGAAAGCUCCAGAUUCAGAUAUCAAUGAAGUUUUUAAUGACUUUAAAGAUAAGAUUGAAUCGUUGAAACAGAAAUUAAGGAACCCUUCACCUAUGGAAAGAUCACACUUGUUAGCGAAUUUUUCUUCGGAUCUCCUACAGGAAUUAAGUUACAGAAGCAAAAAUAUGACGCUAGAUCCUUAUCAAGUAUUAAACACAUUGUGCCAAUACAAAUUGGCACGCUCACAACAUUUCACGAUUGUUUUAAAGUACCUUCUAUAUAAUCAAUCACCACAGGACGUUAUUGCCUUAUGGGUGAAGUACUUGGAAACCAUUUCCGAAAACCCAGUGAUCUUACUUCAAAAUAGUUCUUCUCGUGCACAUAUGCAAAAUAUUGCAAUUACCACCAUUGCUUACUUAUCUUUACCAGAGAAUACUGUGGAUAUCAAUAUUCUGUAUAAGAUUUUACAGAUCGAUCGUAAAAUGGGCCAGGUUUUACCUUUUAACAUGAUUAGAAGAAUGUUAAGUACAGAAUUUAGCUCUCUUGAAAGAAGAGACGUGAUUAUCAAAAAUCUAAACACUUUGUACUAUCAAUACACAGUACAGGAUAGUGAUCAUUUCUUAAGUCAAAUUGAAAAUGCUCCUAGAUGGAUAGAUUUAAGGGAUCUUUAUGGCCAAUACAAUAAACUUGAAGGUGAGAAAAAUGUAGAGAUCAUAAGCAAGUUCAUGGACAAGUUUAUUGAUUUGGAUAAACCCGACCAAGUUGUUACUAUUUAUAACCAGUAUAGCAAGGUUUUCCCAAAUAGUACGUCGCUGAAAGAUUGUCUUUUAAGAGCUGUGUCGCACUUACGAGCUAAAUCGAGUAAAGAGAAGUUGGACAGAAUUCUAGCAGUCUGGAACAGUGUUAUCAAACCAGGAGAUAAUAUUAAAAACACAUCUUAUGCGACGCUAGUUAACGCACUAACUGAUUCUGGAAAUUUCAACCAUUUAAAGGAAUUUUGGGAAGAAGAACUUCCUAAAAAGUUCAAGAAAGAUCCCAUCGUGAAGGAAGCAUUUCUCCUGGCCUUAUGUCAAACUUCGCCUCUAAAGUAUGACCAAGUCAAAGGGGAGUUAGCAGAGACUGUUAAAACCAAGAAGUUGUUCAAUAAAGUUUUAUUGCUAAUGUUAGAUGAUGAAAAAGUGAGCGAAGAACAAUUCAACACAUUUUACUAUAACCAUUAUCCAUCAGAUGGUGUGUUACCCCCUACUUUGGAUACUCUAAGCAUUAAAAUGUACGCUAAUUAUAAAUUUCAGGCAGAAGAUACACGCCCACAAUUCGAUCUAUUGCAAAGUGUUUCCAUUAAUCCCACCGAUUAUGAAAAGGUUGAAAAGAUUACGAAAGCCUUUAUUUCAGUGUGCCCCACUGUCGAGCCGAUUCGUCAACUUUACAAACAAUUGGGAACUCACUUAAAUGCUAGGAAUUAUGCAGACUUUAUUUCCGCAGAGUUUAAUAAGCCUGACGGCACAGUGGCCGAGGCAAAGAAUUUGUUUUCUGAUUUUCUCUCAUAUCAAAAGACUAGAAAGAGAAACGUGGAUAAUACGCCUCUAAAUGCUUUAUUAUUGGGGUUCUGUGAUAAACUUUACAAGAGUAAACAUAGCGAGUACGUUCCCUACAUCGAAAAGUACUACAAUCUAGCUAAGGAUUCAAGUAUCAGGGUGUCGAACUUGGCCGUUUCGAAAAUUCUAUUCAACUUGGCCACAUUUGCACGCAAUACUCAGCAGUUAUCUGACAAAGAGGUUGCUUUUAUUAACCAGUUUAUGCGAGAUUUAGGCACUAAUGAGGGUUUUCGUCCCAACCCUAAGGAUAUUCAAAUUUUAAAAGAAUGUGAUGGAAUUACUGUUCCAGAAAAGUUGACUUAA
Molecule: messenger RNA, 2079 nt
Organism: Saccharomyces cerevisiae S288C
Lineage: Eukaryota; Fungi; Ascomycota; Saccharomycetes; Saccharomycetales; Saccharomycetaceae
Gene: MSC6
Product: Msc6p
Exons: 1
Coding region: 1-2079 (692 amino acids)
Cellular component (GO): mitochondrion
Source: RefSeq, marked reviewed